AUGAUGGAUGGCCAGGGUACCGGCAAAGGCCUCAACGUAAAGGGCAAGUCUGCAAAGACAGGCUGCCUUUCAGGUUUUGUGCCUGUGCUUCAGAUCAGUGACAAUGAGCACAAGUCGCAGGUCUGCACCUCGCCCCGCGAAGCUCGGGUGCGAGUGUAUUACCAAAGCGACGAACAUCGAAGUGUAGCGCUUUUCCGCCUCCGAAAGGUGCUCGCAGAGAUGCUACGCACGUCCGAGGCAGCAGCGCAGCGACUGGAGGCGCAUCAGGCUGGCACCAAACAGCUUACCGACGACGCAGAGAGGUUUGCAUUCAUCGAGUUGCUCCUCCAGGUCGAGGAUCCUUCCAUCAUCAAUUUGAACCUCUACGAGCCCGAAGCAUUCGGCCUG
Molecule: messenger RNA, 387 nt
Organism: Symbiodinium necroappetens
Lineage: Eukaryota; Dinophyceae; Suessiales; Symbiodiniaceae
Source: the annotation of a GenBank genome assembly